AUGGCCCGCGCCCCCCCAUCAGAACAGCGAGAGCCAACUUCCAACGGUCAGGCGGGGUGGAUUGACUUUAACGAUGUAGCCGCAAUAAAUCCAGAGCUCUUACAGCUCCCUUCCGUUCCCGCGCAUUUGAAAGGCAGCUUGCCCCUGCAGGAGAAUGUAACGGUGCAGCGAGGGCUCACCGAGUCCCUCUCUUACCAGAAGCAGAAACGCCGGACGACCUUCUCCAAAAUUCCUGCUCCAAAAGAAGCUCUGCGCAGCCGCUCGACCCGCCUGACCGCCAUCUCCGAGACGCCGGUGACCGCCCAAGAGAACGACGUGGAAGUGGACCCCGCUGGUCCUAGCAAUCCCAAAAAUCCGUUCAUCGCCGGGACCGGCCGCAACCCCUCCCCGCUCCGGGAAUGGCGGAGGACGCCCUGGGCUGGCCGUCCCCGAGGCGGCGGAAAGAGCACGCGAUGCCCUCGGUCCGGGGCAGCGUCCUCCAUGAUUUCCGUCAACUACAGGGAAAAGACCGAGAGACACAAAGUAGCGGGUGGCGAGGAGGGUGGGGUCGGGGCGAACCGCCGGGACCGGGAAAGCUCCACCGGCGGGGGCUGGCUGCAGAGCGAGGUUAGAAGGAAGUCCUGUAUUGUGAAGGAAAUGGAAAAAAUGAAGAGCAAACGAGAAGAAAAGAGGGCCCAGAACUCCGAGAUGAGGAUCAAGCGGGCCCAGGAAUACGACACCAGCGUUCCAAACUGGGAGUUUGGCCGAAUGAUAAAGGAGUUUCGAUCAACUCUGGAUUGUCAGCAGCUCACCAUGACCGACCCCAUAGAAGAGCACAGGAUCUGCGUCUGCGUGAGGAAACGGCCUCUGAACAAGCAAGAACUGGCCAAGAAGGAACUGGACGUGAUCUCCAUCCCCAGCAAAUGCGUCCUCCUGGUGCACGAACCCAAGCUCAAAGUCGACCUGACCAAGUACCUGGAGAACCAGGCCUUCCGAUUUGACUUCGCCUUCGACGACUUCGCCUCCAACGAGGUGGUCUACAGGUUCACAGCAAGGCCGCUGGUCCAUACCAUCUUCGAGGCAGGCAAGGCGACCUGUUUUGCGUACGGCCAGACGGGAAGCGGCAAAACCCACACUAUGGGCGGAGACUUUUCUGGAAAAAAUCAGAAUGCAUCUAAGGGAAUCUAUGCAUUCGCAUCCCGGGACGUCUUCCUCCUGAGGAGCCAGCCGCGAUACAAGGCCUUGGGACUGGACGUCUACGUGACCUUCUUUGAGAUCUACAACGGGAAGCUGUUCGACCUCUUGAACAAGAAGGCCAAGCUCCGGGUCCUGGAGGACGGCAAGCAGCAGGUCCAGGUGGUGGGGCUGCAGGAGCACCUGGUGAACUCGGCAGACGAUGUCAUCAGGAUGAUCGAGGCGGGCAGCGCCUGCAGAACCUCGGGGCAGACCUUCGCCAACUCCAGCUCUUCCCGCUCGCACGCCUGCUUCCAGAUCCUGCUCCGGGCCAAGGGGAAGCUGCACGGCAAGUUCUCCCUGGUAGAUCUGGCCGGGAACGAGCGAGGGGCUGACACGUCCAGCGCCAACCGCCAGACCCGCAUGGAGGGUGCCGAGAUCAACAAGAGCCUCUUGGCCUUAAAGGAAUGCAUCCGGGCUCUGGGCCAGAACAAGUCCCACACCCCGUUCCGCGAGAGCAAGCUGACCCAGGUGCUGCGUGACUCCUUCAUCGGCGAGAACUCCCGGACCUGCAUGAUCGCGAUGAUCUCUCCCGGCAUGAGCUCCUGCGAAUACACCCUGAACACCCUGAGAUACGCAGACAGAGUCAAAGAGCUGAGCCCCCACAACGGCGGGAGCGGCGAGCUGCAGAACCGCAUGGAGCUGGAAGGGGAGGAAGCCGAACCCACCCCCCAGGGGUCCCCGCUUCAGCAUAACCUCUCCAAGGAAGAGGAGGAACUGUCUUGUCAGAUGUCCAGCUUCCACGACGCCAUGACCCAGAUCGGAGAGCUCGAAGAGAAGGCCGUGGAGGAGCUCAAAGAGAUCGUCCAGAGAGGGCCCACCUGGAUCGAACUGUCGGCCAUGACCGAGCAGCCCGACUACGAUCUGGAAACCUUUGUGAGCAAAGCCGAGCUGGCCCUGGCCGAACAAGCGAGGAACUUCUCCGUCCUGCGAGAUGUCAUCGGGUCCUUGCGUCUGGCCAUGCACUUGGAAGAACAGGCCAGCAAGCAAAUGAACAAUAAGAAGAGACCUCACUAA
Molecule: messenger RNA, 2229 nt
Organism: Ornithorhynchus anatinus (platypus)
Lineage: Eukaryota; Metazoa; Chordata; Mammalia; Monotremata; Ornithorhynchidae
Gene: KIF2C
Product: kinesin family member 2C
Exons: 22
Coding region: 1-2229 (742 amino acids)
Biological process (GO): microtubule-based movement
Molecular function (GO): microtubule motor activity; microtubule binding; ATP binding
Source: RefSeq, a predicted model, not a curated record